Symbiodinium sp. CCMP2456 is the source of this 1596-nucleotide messenger RNA. The record is from the annotation of a GenBank genome assembly. NCBI's taxonomy places the organism in Eukaryota, Dinophyceae, Suessiales, Symbiodiniaceae.
AUGCUCUUCAAACGCUUGGAGGAGUGGCUUUCGCGAAUGGAGGCGGUUAUCGACAAUGCCCUCAGCACAUCGCGGCAGGUCAAGCCUUUCUCUCCACGAUCUUUCUGCUCAUCGGCCGGCGAGGCUUCUCUGGACGACGCACCCAUAACAAAGGUGCGGCGUAAAACCCGAAUGGCCACCCGAGACUCCUGGGACAAGGACUUGGAGGACAAGAGACCACAGCGUCAGGGAGAAGAAAGCCCAUCCGCCGCCAACAUAUUGCCGGAUUUGCCCGAGGACAGGCCGAAGUUUACAUCCACACGGACGAAGGGCCUCGAAUCGCAGGAGGUUCCUGGCUUGAGGCAACAAGUGGCAGGCUGCAUGCAGACAAUGCUCGCAACAAACCUCGACAAGGAGGAUGAAAAGCUCAGCUUUCCACGCAGAGUUCUUGCUCGCAUCGUGAAAUGCUGGCUGUUUGAGGCCUUCUUUGCACUCGUGAUUCUCUCAAACUCGGUCUUCAUCGCAAUUCAGGUGGAAGCCACCGCAAAGGAUCCAGGUAUCGACCAGGAUGUUGGUUACUUCGUUGUGGGCUCGAUCUACACUUUUCUGUUUACAACAGAACUUGUGCUCCGAGUGCUGGUCUUCGGCCUUACGGUCUUCAUUGGACCAGACUGGGCCUGGCUUCUUCUGGAUUUGCUUGUGGUGUCGUCGAGCAUUUUUGAGUUUGUCUUGGAGCUUGCUUUGCAACAGCAGGAGGACAGCACCAGUGUGCUAACAAAUAUGCGGCUUCUACGGAUCUUGCGCAUUGGAAGAAUCACGCGUGCCAUACGUGUGGUGAGGCUUGUCAAAUUUAUCCGGUCGCUACGGCAGCUUCUAUACUCCAUCGGACAAACCCUGAGAGCUAUGGCAUGGUCUGUGGUCCUUCUGGGUCUCAUCAUCUUUCUGUUUGGCCUGAUAUUCACUGACAUAUCCAGCGAGUACCUUACACGCGAUGUGAUCGAGAUCUCGGAAGAAUACGAAGGCUUCAUCGUGAAUCGAUUCGGCGGGCUGGAACGGUCGAUGCAUACGCUUUUUGCAUCUGUUACCGGAGGCUUGACUUGGAUCGAAGCCCUCGAUGCCCUUUCCCACAUAUCCACAGUUUGGGGCCUGCUGUUCGAAGCCUACAUAGCCUUCUGCUUGUUCGCGGUGCUCAAUGUGAUGACAGGUGUAUUUUGUCAAAGUGCUAUGGAAAGUGCAGAAAAGGACCACGAGCUUGUUCUGCAGAAUGUUGUCCAGGAGAAGGCAAAGUACUUCCGGGCGGUGCGUCGACUGUUUGCACAGUUGGACCAGAAUGGGGACGGUGGCAUCACUGCCAAAGAAUUCGAGGUCGCACUGGAGGAUCCUGCGCUGAUGCACGUGUUUGAUGCAUUGGAGAUCAGUGCCGACGAUGCGUGGAACUUGUUCACGCAGCUCGAUUCAGAUGGCGAUGCCCACGUCGAUGCUGAGGAGUUCCUGGAAGGCUGUAUGCUUCUGAAGGGACCGGCGCGCUCGAUAGACGUCAUGGGGAUCAAGAGGGACGUUGCUGUUGUGAAGCAUCGCUUGCAGCAGGUCUUCGCCACACUGAGACAUUCAGGAUGA